Scatophagus argus is the source of this 2085-nucleotide messenger RNA. RefSeq names its product scavenger receptor cysteine-rich type 1 protein M160-like. The record is from RefSeq and is a predicted model, not a curated record. Gene Ontology annotation, cellular component: membrane. The transcript is spliced from 6 exons. The coding region runs from base 27 to 1541 and encodes 504 amino acids. Lineage: Eukaryota; Metazoa; Chordata; Actinopteri; Scatophagidae.
GUUCAGAGCCCCGUGAGGUCAGGCUGAUGGGAGGAUUCAGUCGCUGCGCAGGAACACUGGAGAUAAAAGACCAGGGAGACUGGAAACCAGUGGACGUCCUGUUGAACUGGUCCCUGCAGGAAACAGCUGUUGUCUGUCAACAGCUGGACUGUGGCUUUGCUGUUUCAAAUCGCAAAAAAUCCUCCUCUGACAGGGUGGUAUCGAUUAUCCAUACCGACUGCUUUCGGUCCAGGUCUAAUCUGAGAGAGUGUGCGACAACAGUGUUCUCGUCUUCUGUCCUGGAGAUCACCUGCUCAGACUCUGUCAGACUGGUGAACGGGACGAGUCUGUGUUCAGGCAGACUGGAGGUGAAGGCUCACCAGUCUAACCAGUCUGACCAGUGGUGGUCCUCCGUGUGUGAAGCUGACUUUGACCAGCAGGAUGCUGAGGUGGUCUGCAGGGAGCUCGGCUGUGGGGCUCCCUCAGUCCUCCAGGGGGGGCUCUAUGGAGGAGCGGAGGCUGCAACAUGGAGCAGCGAGUUCCAGUGUGGAGGCCACGAGUCUGCCCUUCUGGACUGUAGAAGCUCAGGUGCAGCUAGGAACACCUGCUCCCCUGGAAAAGCUGUUGGACUCACCUGCUCAGAGCCCGUCAGGUUGGUGGGAGGACCCAAUCCCUGUUCUGGAUCACUGGAGGUGAAACAUCUGGGACACUGGAAACCCGUGACUGGCUUGGGCUGGACCCUGAAACCAGCAGGUGUCAUCUGCAGACAGCUGGAUUGUGGAUCUGCAGUUGCCAUGGGAGAAAAAGAGGAUCUGUCCAACAGAACCUCAUGGCAUAUGGAUCGCAUGUGCGUUCAACCUGGAUCUGAUCUGAGGGAGUGUUUAUCUACACGCUCGUCUUACUCUGAUAUCCUGGAGAUCACCUGUUCAGACUCCGUCAGGCUGGUGAACGGGACGAGUCCGUGUUCAGGCAGACUGGAGGUGAAGGCUCACCAGUCUAACCAGUCUGACCAGUGGUGGUCCUCCGUGUGUGAAGCUGACUUUGACCAGCAGGAUGCUGAGGUGGUCUGCAGGGAGCUCGGCUGUGGGGCUCCCUCAGUCCUCCAGGGGGGGCUCUAUGGAGGAGCGGCGGCUGCAACAUGGAGCAGCGAUUUCCAGUGUGGAGGCCACGAGUCUGCCCUUCUGGACUGUAGAAGCUCAGGUGCAGCUAGGAACACCUGCUCCCCUGGAAAAGCUGUUGGACUCACCUGCUCAGAGCCCGUCAGGUUGGUGGGAGGACCCAGUCCCUGUUCUGGAUCACUGGAGGUGAAACAUCUGGGACACUGGAAACCAGUGGACUGGACCCCGGAAGCAGCGGCAGCAGCGUGCAGAGAGCUGGACUGUGGAUCUGCUGUUUCAACGGGAAAGAAACAGGGGACUCCCACAAAUGUGUGGUCAGUCCACAUUCCUUGUGUUGAGGCUGGAUUUUCUAUCAAGGAGUGUGUACACUCAUCUUACUCAUCGUCUCACCUGGAGAUCACCUGCUCAGGUGGGACUGACCCUCAUGACCUGGAGGUGCAGUGACAUCAUCUGCACACCUACACCUGGCCUUUGAAAAGCAAAGAAUUUAUAAUUUGUACUUAAUGUGGCCAUAAUCUAAGUUUAAAACAUAUUUUUAAAAAAUGAACUGACAUCAACAGAAUGUGACGAAACAACAGUGUUGACGUCAGAGAUAUCUACUGCAGUUAGCAUGCUAACCAGCUAGCGACCGCCUGUCCCGCCUGUCCCGCCUGUAAUACCACCUUAUACCUCUAGAGGCAUCAGUCCAACAACCGUCCCAUAGUUUCAGCUUGAUAGAUAGAUAAAACUUUAUUGAUCCCGAGGGAAAUUCCAGAGCUACGUCCACACCAACUCAAGCUAGGAGAUGUAAAUGAGCUCCACAAACUGUCUUAGAGUCCAGUCUAAUAAGGGAACAAAACAAAAUCACAAAAUGUCCACACAGGAAAUAUUCUUACACGUGUUUUCCCUUCUAAGCUUCUCUCUUUUACUGAGACGAGCUGAACUGCAUCAUUAGCUCAUUGUAAAACACACUUCAUUCAGACGAGACAUAAAACUGAAGGAAAUAAAA